Molecule: messenger RNA, 984 nt
Organism: Penicillium bovifimosum
Lineage: Eukaryota; Fungi; Ascomycota; Eurotiomycetes; Eurotiales; Aspergillaceae
Product: shikimate dehydrogenase family protein
Exons: 1
Coding region: 1-984 (327 amino acids)
Biological process (GO): chorismate biosynthetic process; shikimate metabolic process
Molecular function (GO): shikimate 3-dehydrogenase (NADP+) activity
Source: RefSeq, a predicted model, not a curated record
AUGGAUCUUCUCGAGCGAUCAUAUGUCUAUGGCAGCUCCCCAUUGCCCUCGCAAAUAUCAGCGACGCGAUAUCGUGUCCCUCUGUUUGGGGGAUCUAUCUCCAAAUCACUCUCACCUAUGCUGCAUUCAAUUUUUUUCCGUGCCAAUUCCGUUCCGUGGACCUUUCACCUCACCGAGACUACCGAUGGUGCGAUAUUCCAGAAUCAACUCAAUGCGGAAGACUGCAUUGGAACCACAAUCACCAUGCCAAACAAGGUGACCUUCCGGUCUUUACUCGACGAUUUGACCGAAGAGGCACGAGUGAUUGGGGCCGUCAAUACCUCAUUUGUCCGACUCGGCAAAGAUGGGAAGAGAAAGCAUAUCGGUACCAAUACAGACUGUGUCGGCAUCCGUGACGCCAUUCUGUAUCAAAUGCCGCAAGGACCCAUCAUGGCAAAGGGUCGCCCGUCAAUGGUGAUUGGUGGUGGAGGCGCUGCCAGAAGUGCAAUUUUUGCUCUCUGGAAAUGGUUUGGGUCCACAGAGAUAUACAUCGCAAACCGCAUCAAGUCCGAGGUCGACGCGUUGAUCGAAUUCUUCAAGUCGACAGCACCGGAUAUCCGUCUCCGGCACAUCGCAACUGUUGGGGCAGCUGCAGCCUUGGAGACUCCGUACCUUGUCAUUGGGACAAUUCCUAACACCGUUCCCCGGGAACCUGGGGAGAUUCUGUGUCGCCAGAUUUGCGAUACAAUUUUGCACAAGGGUGACAAGGGCAUCGUGGUGGACAUGUGCUAUCUUCCGUCCCCGGUGACAUGGCUAUAUACAAGUGGAAAGGAUAAUGGUUGGACUGUCGUCUCUGGGACAGAGGUUCUAGUGCGGGUUUGCAUUGCACAGCAAAUUCUCUGGGUAGAGAAGGAUGUCAAUGAACAGGGGGUCGAAAAGGCUAUGUCGGCUAUCAAGAAGGUGGUCAGUCAGGAUCAGACUGGCCCAAAAGCUUCAAAAAUUUGA